UCAUAUAAUUGUCACACUCUUUAACUUCCUUCAGUUUCUAUUUCCCAACCAAUCAAUCAAUCAAAGUCUCUCAAUAUUCCUCUUUGUAUUUUUUUUCCCUUUUCUCCCUUUCCAUUUUCCGGUAGCAGUUCGAAUCGCUUAGCAUUUGCGCUGCUCCACCGUGAAAGAAAAAAACAAAACACACAUUACCAAGAGAGAGAAGAGAGAAGAAAUCACAGCAUUAUUAUCUUAUCGUAACUAAUUAGUUUAAUUAGUUAAUUAAUUGGUUAUAAGUUGUAAGGCCAUGUUUGGCGAAACCGCUCCACGUCCAAAGUUCGUGCAAUCGGAGCCGAGAAUGUCGGCAACGGAGGUGCUCACCGACGACGAGUUCGCGAUGCGACGCAGCAGCACGGUGUCGCCGAUGAGCUCUUACUGCUCCGAGCCCGGAAGGUUAAGCGGCGAAGGCUCACCCAUGAUGAUGUCGCCGUGGAACCAGACAACGAAUUCCUCAUUCUCGAAACCUCAUUGGUCUCAAGAGCAUAACAGCACCUUGCAUGAAGCCCUCGUAGGUUCUCUUAUCCGACAAGAGGGACACAUCUAUUCCCUCGCUGCCUCCGGUGAUCUUCUUUUCACCGGUUCCGACAGCAAGAACAUUCGUGUCUGGAAGAAUCUCAAGGAACAUUCCGGGUUCAAAUCGAACAGCGGUUUGGUGAAAACCAUAAUACUGUCUGAUCAGAAAAUCUUCACCGGUCACCAAGACGGCAAAAUCCGCGUCUGGAAGGUCUCCCCCAAGAACCCUAGAGUCUACAAACGUGCCGGCACAUUGCCAACGCUUAAAGACAUCUUCAAGAGCUCAAUUAACCCCAGCAACUACGUCGAGGUUCGACGACACAAAACAGCGUUAUGGAUCAGACACUCCGAUGCCGUUUCGUGUUUGAGCCUUUCAGAAGACAAAACCUAUUUAUACUCCGCGUCGUGGGACAGGACAAUCAAGGUGUGGAGGAUUUCGGACUCCAGGUGCUUGGAGUCCAUCCACGCGCACGACGACGCGGUGAACUCCGUCGUGUGCGGGGACGGGGACGUGAUGUUUUCCGGCUCGGCGGAUGGCACCGUCAAGGUGUGGCGGCGGGAGAUGCGAGGUAAAGGCCUGAAGCACGCGGCCGUGAAGACUCUGCUGAAGCAGGAGUACGCGGUGACGGCGCUGGCGGUGGGCGAGGCGGGGUCAAUGGUGUACUGCGGCGCCUCGGACGGGUUAGUGAACUGUUGGGGGAGCGGCAAGAAUUACGCGCACGGCGGGGUUUUGAAGGGGCACAAGCUGGCGGUGUUGUGCCUGGCCGCCGCGGGGACGUUAGUUUUCAGCGGCUCGGCGGAUAAGACCUUAUGCGUGUGGAAACGCGAGGGUGUGAUUCACACGUGCGUGUCGGUUCUGACGGGCCACAACGGUCCGUUGAAGUGCCUGGCCGUGGAGGAGAACCGUGAAUCUGGCGAAAAGGGUGAGCAGGAUCGGCGUUGGGUUUUGUACAGUGGGAGUUUGGAUAAGUCGGUAAAAAUUUGGAGUGUUUCCGAAUAGAUGAAUAAAAAUCAGGUGAAUCAGCACCGCAUGGCUUCUGAUGCACACUCGUUGCCUUCUCUCCGGGACGGACCAAUCAUGGACACAUGUUUUCAUCGGUAAAAAUUAAUUAGACUCAGAUUUAUAAUAAUUCAUGUCUCAUCUUGUUUUUAUGUGAUGACGUGUAUUUAGGUUUUUUUAUUUUUAUUUUUGUGAUUGUUGACUUUGAUUGAUUGAUUAUGCAAGAUUGGGACUGACUGAGUGACUGGCAUGGUCGAAGAUCUUUAUUAAAUUUUAUGUAGUAUAAUGUAAUUUGUGCAUGAAUGAAUAGAUGAGGUAGUUAAACAA
This is a messenger RNA of Glycine soja, 1876 nucleotides long. RefSeq names its product protein JINGUBANG-like. Gene Ontology annotation, molecular function: protein binding. The transcript has 2 exons. NCBI's taxonomy places the organism in Eukaryota, Viridiplantae, Streptophyta, Magnoliopsida, Fabales, Fabaceae. The coding region runs from base 284 to 1549 and encodes 421 amino acids. The record is from RefSeq and is a predicted model, not a curated record.